AUGCUCUCCCAUUUCGAGUUGAGCAAUGAAACGAUCGUCCAGGCCGAUGCCUCUGACUAUGGACUGGGCGCAGUCUUGCUUCAAAAGAAUGUGGACGGAAAAGUUCAGCCUCUAAUGCAAGCUGCGAGGUCACUGACGAAAGCAGAAAGAAAUUACAGUCAGAUAGAAAAAGAGGUUUUGUCUAUAAUCUUUGCUGUCCAAAGAUUUCAUCAGUUUAUAUAUGGCAGACAUUUCACUUUACACACUGAUCAUCAGCCUUUAAAGUUUCUUCUAGGGACGAACGCUGGCAUACCGCAGACUGCAGCGAAACGGAAUCAGCGAUGGGCAACAAUCCUCUUGAACUAUGAUUUCACCAUUCAGUACAUACCCACGCAGAAAUUUGGAGCCCCAGACGCGUUGUCGAGGUUAAGCGAAGACAAAGAAAGUCGGGAAGAGGUAGUGAUAGCACAAAGUCUGGCCGAAGAUGACGCAGAACUUAGGGAAGUUAUUCGACAGGUUCUCAUCACAGCCGAGCACAUCAGAGUUGCAACAAUGGACGACCCGCUACUAUUCCAGGUUAGGGCAUUCAUACUGUGUGGCUGGCCUGAUGACGACAUAACCCACGCAUACAUAAAGGCUUUUAAGAAUCGAAAGGAUCAGUUGUACUUUGUGCAGGACUUCUUAAUGUACGAUUUCCGAGUGAUUUUGUCGGAUAAAUAUAGGGCACAAGUAUUGCGGGAGCUACAUACUGGACACCCGGGUAUAACGCGGAUGAAACAGUUAGCAAGGAAGUACGUUUACUGGCCCGGAAUUGACGAAAAUAUUAAAACUAUUGUCCGUAGUUGUAGCUCGUGCGGACGUUUCGCAAAGAACCCUCCGAAAAUCCCACCAGUGUCGUGGCCGGAAGCCACGAAACCCUGGAGUAGGAUCCACCUGGACUACGCGGGUCCAUUUUGCAACAAGAUGUUUCUCAUCGUGGUUGACGCGUGGUCGAAAUGGCUGGAGGUUUUCGAUGUAGCGGUAAUCACGGCGGAAAACCCAGUGCAGAAAACUAAGGAGUUAAUCUCGAGGUUCGGAAUCCCGACAGAGAUUGUGACAGAUAAUGGGACCCAGUUUACGUCGAGCACAUUUCAGCAGAUGUGUCAAAAGUCGGGGAUCAAACACAUAAGUUCGCCGCCUUUCCAUCCUCAAUCCAAUGGCCAGGCGGAAAGGUUUGUCGGCACAUUCAAAAGAGCAAUGAGAAAGAUGUGGAACUCAGGCGUCAAGAUGGAGCAUUUAAACACAUUUCUGUUGGCCUAUCGAACGACGCCGAAGACGGAGCUAGGUGGAUGAACUCAAGCAGAGAGAUUUCUGGGCAGACAACCCGAUGUGCGUCUGCAAUAUCUGAAACCUGUGGUCCGAGAGGUUCAGCCGCGAAAAUCCUGUUUCGUGGAGGGAGAAGAGGUAUAUGUACGGGAUUACGUUCCAGGAAGUGAACCCUGGAUAGAGGGUAUAAUCAAAAGGACCCAUGGGGUAGUUUUCGAAGUUGAGACAAGUUGAGGACGUGUGAGAAGACACGCGAACCAGUUAGGACACCGAAUGACGUCAGACAACCAACUGGCCAUGGACCUACUUUGUGACACUUUCAGUAUCCCGAGUCCGAAGGUUGAGACUCCAAAUGUGGUCCAGGCCCCUAGACGAUCCUCUCGAACUAGACGCUCCCCGAACAGACUUAUGAUCCACCCAAAUUGUCGAAUAUACGAGGUCUACUCUUUGAAAGCGGGUGGUGUUAGGACGGCCCAGAACACGACGCACCGUUCCAGUCGUCCGGGGGUCACGCCUGACAAAGAACCGAAAACUCGCCGGACAGCCUCGCCUAGGAAGCCCGCAUGCGAGCCAGACAUUUGUACGCCGCUGAGUCAUGCGCGACCUCCAGGGACCAGCAAUACGCGAGCGCCUGCCCAUGCGGGCGCUCAGGACUGGACCAGUAGGAACACGCAAACCAGACGAAGGCUGAACCCUUAAAUGCGAAGCCACGGACGGAAGGAUUAAGAGUUGAUGUACACAGGGUGACUGACGCAGUAAAGCUGUUCUCUCCUAUCCUGUCUGUCUUCUAUUCCGCACAGAACUGGCGUCAUAUUAAUUGAGGAUAUAACACUUGCCCCCAAAAUAUAACUUUUUCCGCGAUUUCCGAUCAACUCGCUCAACCGAAUUAUUAACACACCUUAAUUCCCACGACUGGACUGAUUUCUUCCUUAGUUCGGAUGUAAAUGUUUGCACUGCAAAACUGUGCGAAAUUUGGGAUCCGCUUAUUUCUCGUUUUGUCACCCGUAAGAAAAUUAGUAAUGUUGGUGAUGAGGUUUUCCUACACUUACCCUUUCGUCGUUGAUUGCGCAGACUUGAUCAUCGAUUCCAUCUUCAGAACGACGUUUCUGUCCUGCCCUUGACUUGUGUUAUUUUUGAGUGGGCUAAGAGAUUGUCUGAAGAAAAACAGCUAGCCGAAGAUGUCCAUUUUACCGAAAGCCAUUCGUUAAAUGUCUCGAAACUAUUCUCUAGAAAAAUACGAACUCACCGAAAGACGCAACAUCUCAUCCUCCGAGACCUGUCAACUCUCUUUCUUGGACUAUGUUCUCCAAUCUAGGGACAAUGGUUUUGCACUUUACACUGUAUAUUUCGAUUUCACUAAGGCUUUUGAUCGUGUUGACCAUGCUCUUCUUCUCUUGAAACUGUCCUCUUUCGGAAUAGGUGGCAGACUUUUGAAUUUUAUAUUCUCUUACCUGGGUACUCGUACACAACGAGCUCAGAUUUCCAAUACCAUCUCCAACCCCACACGUGUGAGGGGUGGAGUCAUUCAGGUUAGUAUACUCGGCCCGCUUUUAUUUUGCCUUUUCGUUAAUGAUGUACUCGAUUUAUUUCAGAAUGGUAAGCCUUUCAUGUAUGCCGAUGAUCUUAAAGUUGCAUAUCGAUAUAAGCCGGCAGAUCAUUACAUCGUGCUUGAGCUCCUAAAGAGCGACCUUCAGGCCUUCCCCCAGUGGUGUCGCAUAUGGCGCCUUUAUUUUUCUUGGCAUAAGUGCUCAGUCACGGUGGCUGGCGACGACCGCCAACCUUAACUAAUCAUUGAAGGUCACGCCAUAAAUGUGUCUGGGUUUAUUAAGGAUCUGAGCGUAUCAUACUCCAAGAGUUUCAAUCUCUCGAAGCACUGUGCCUUGAUAGUCUCCAAAGCACGUAGAACGACCGGGUUUAUCCUCCGAAAUUUAAAAACUAGGGACAUUAGAAUGCGCUUUUACAACAUGUACUUUAUACCUGGCCUGGAAUACUGUUCGUUUUUAUUUAGCCUUAUGUGCGCUACUCAGCGGAAGAAAAUAGAAUCCGUUCAACAAUUUUUUACCAAGAGAGUUUUAACCCCAGACCGCCGACAUUUGUCUUAGCAAGAUCGUUGCUGGCUUUCAGGCCAUGAUCGUCUAUGGUUCCGUAGAUUAUAAAAGGGACUGGUUUUGUUAUUUAAGCUCUAAUAUAAUCACACAUUUAACCCACUCACCUCUUUAAGACAUCAUGUCCAUCCCGACGUAACAGUCACUGUAAGGUCUUUUUAUUUCUGCCUCUGGCACAUACUGUUAAAUGUCGUCGAUUCUUUUCUGUAAAUGCAAUUGCUAUUUGGAAUAACUACCCAGGAAUAUAAAAAAUCUGCAAAAUUAUCCUUUAUUUAAGGGAACUAUUAGUCGAUUUUUGCAUUCAGAAAAGCUCCCACAAAUUUUGGGCGCUGAAUCCACCGAACGACUGUACCGUAGCGAUGGCGUUUGUGGUCUCUGAAUACUAGAGCCUGCCUCACCAAUGACAAUUUCUUUGGCCAUCAGCGCCAGUUGUUCUUUGGAGCCUCUAUUUUAACUAUCCCCAACUUCACGAAAGGACUUGACGUCUGAUAAUCUCCGAUACCGUGCAACCCCUCCCUUUUUGACGGUCGAAAGCUUGUCGCCAGCAGUUUUUUUUUCUCCUGAACCCUCCAAUCCAUAAAACCACCAUCAACUAUAUUUGUAUUCUUUUUCCACAGGAUUUUUUUCACUGCUGGCUGGAUUUGUGUUUAACGCUUCCCUGAAAAUGCCUGUAAACUGGCAUUAAAUAAAUAAAAUCAAAUAAAAAUCAAAUCAAACAUCGUUUAUCCAUAUAAUCGCGGUGCGUAAUGUUAGGACAAUAUAUUCACGAAAUUCGCAGAAAUUAUGAAAGUAGACUUCUCUUUAAAACAGUCAGAUCAAAGUAGAUUAAUACCGGUUAGCAGCAUAAACAGGUGUUUCCGCUCCUCCAUCUUGCAGAAAAUCAGGAAAAUAUGUCAGGCUGCUGGUUUUUCCUCCGUCGCUGGUACUUACCGUUGAGGUGUGAAAGGGACUACGAACGACGGGUUUGACCACCCGCCGCGCACAAAACAUGCCUUUCAAAGCAAGUUUUUGUAAUCCACUGUCUACUUUUUUAGACUACUUUUGUGUGAGCACUCUGACUCAUCUUGUUUUCCUAUGCUGCGCAACAUCCUUUUCGUUGGUGUAGACAGUUGUGGGAAUUGUGCUUUGGUGCGUGUUGUCGUCCGCGCUUGCCGUAAAUAGCUGACGACGCGGGGCCUUUUCCUGAGUUGUGUCUCUAAUGUUGGUCCUGCCGUCCUGCCAGAAUGCGCCUCAAGUUCUCAAAAUUUGUUAAGUUACUGGUGGCCUCUUUUUGUGUAUUUGUUACUUACAAAUGUCUUCACUAUGCCAGCACGAAUUUCGGUAGCCGCCCGCAAUUGACCAGUUAUCACAAUGAAAGCAUCCUUAUCGACUGGCAUGACUACAAAUUAAUUGCCCGUGAACUCACGCGGAGCGGUCCAGGCGAGCAUGGGAAAGCAGUUAUUUUGUAUGGAAAAGAUGCCGCUCUCUCCAAGCAGGUUUUUACGGAGAAUGGGUUUUGCCGAGUCGUUAGCGAUAAAAUUGCUCUUGAUAGAGCUAUUCCGGACUUACGCCAUCCUGACUGCCGCAAGAAGUUGUACCAUAAAAAUCUGCCCACGGUUUCAGUGAUUAUUCCAGUUUUUGAAGAACAUUGGACCACUCUUUUAAGGACUAUCACUACUGUCAUCCUUCGUGCUCCCGCAUCUUUAUUAAAGGAGAUAAUUUUGGUUGAUGAUGGCAGUUUUAAGCCCUUCCUAAAGAAGCAGUUGGACGAAUACUGUCAGAAGAAUUAUCCAAAUAAUUUUGUUCGUGUGAUUCACCACGAAAAGAGAGUGGGGCUGAUAAGGGCAAGGUUGACGGGUGCCAAAGUGGCCACUGGUGAUGUUCUUCUGUUUCUGGAUUCUCAUGUCGAGCCAGGGACGAACUAUCUUCCGCCCCUUCUUGAGCCCAUUUCUUUGGACUAUAGAACUGUCGUCUGUCCCUUCAUUGAUGUCAUUGACAUGCAUAACUUUGAACUGCGUCCUCAAGAUGAAGGAGCCCGAGGCGCAUUCGAUUGGAUAUUGAAUUACAAACGCCUUCCAAGACUACCAGGGGACGAACUUCACCCUGCUGAUCCAUUUGACAGUCCCGUGAUGGCAGGAGGCCUGUUUGCAAUAAGUGCCAAAUGGUUCUGGGAACUGGGUGGAUAUGAUCCUGGUCUGCUCAUUUGGGGUGGUGAGCAGUAUGAACUUUCAUUCAAAGUAUGGAUGUGUGGAGGCCGCAUGAUUGAUACGCCUUGUUCCCGAAUCGGUCAUAUUUACCGAGGUGAGGCCCAUUUUCCCAGUGCUGGUGCCGGGGACUUUCUUGCUAGAAAUUAUAGGUAAGUGAGUCUUAAAGUUGAUCUGGUUUUAGACGUCUCAUGGACGUGUGGAUGGAUGAGUACGCAGAGUAUGUUUACAAGCGGCGCCCGUACUACAGGGGUGUAGAUCCAGGCGAUCUAACCGAGCAACGUGCCAUCCGAAAGAAACUUAACUGCAAGCCAUUCAAGUGGUUCAUGGAAAACAUAGCUUUCGACCUCCCCAAGAAAUAUCCACCUGAGGAUCCAGUUCCAGGUGCACUUGGUCAAGUUAGGAUCGGGGAUGGUCUGGCCUUCUGUCUCGCUGUCGGUCAUCAAAGAGAAGUCAUAUUGGCGCGUUGUGACGACAAGUCUGUCCAAAGUCAAUUCCAGUAUACUUGGCGAAAGGACGUGGCACUUGUGGGAAGGUUAGUUUAUGCUGCCUGGCGUUUUCCUUUACCGUACCUUUAGCAUUAAAUGUCGACAGAAUUGUUGGCUACAAAAUGACUUUAUUAUUCUUACAUCUGUUGCUAAAAGAUUAAUUGUUCCAUAUCCUUUUAUUGUCUACUGCCCAUGGCUUAGACAAGACUGUCGUUAGAAUGGAUUUUCUCCCUCAGUGAGGGUCUGCAUGAGAGGCUCUGAUAUCAGUCGCGUAAUGGUGGCACUACUUCGAUUUUGUUAGACAAUAGCACAUUAUUCAUCCAGAGGAUUCUCUCCUCGUGGCUUUUCCUUAUUAGUAAGACGCAAUGGAGUGUCUCUUUUACACUUUUUGUGAGGUCCGUUGCCGCAUCUACAAAAAUCCUUUGAGUUGCAAAACUUUUGUACCGGCAAAUGUCGAGGGACACUUUCAUUUACAUCCGGAAAUUUUUAUACUAGAAAGCAUUGCAUUAUAUUCGCAUCAGGUUUCACUACUAUUCCUUCCAAUAUGCAGACUAGAUUUAGUGGUUUGUCUUUUCAGGCCACUUUCAGGGAAAGUUGCCACUUCUGACUUUUCUCACCGUUUUGGUUUCGAGCAAGCGCUAGUCUCUUUGAGGUCUUAAUCGAAAUCGUCCGUGGGUUUGAAUUUUGCAGUGUCCCCACACCCUUGCUCUCCCCCUGUUACGUUAGACAUAAACUGUCCGUACCUUGAUCCACGACGUGCGUUACUUGGACGGAGCUGAUUCUCCAUGAGUCCUUCGUCAUUGAUUUGCGUGCGUAUGGUGCGCGUUAAAUGCGGGCUUCACGCCACGUUGGCUACUGUACCUAAUCUCAUCGUCAGUCGACCAUAGGACUCCAGCAGGCCACUGGUGCAUGGGAGAAGAGAGGGCGACAUUGAGGUAUUCUUCCUCACGAUAAUUAAGCGUUUUACUCACUGUUAUAGAUUGGACACACGCGAAGCUAUAGUGACAUGUCUGGUCGUGAUUGGAAAUUUUGCCAGCUAAGAGGGGAACGCGGUCAGUUUGACUCGGAUAGACAACCGGGAUACGGGAGACGAACGAGUGAAUAUGGUGGGUCUGGCGCCUAGUUUCCCAAUUCCAGACGAGCCAAUGCACCUCAAAACUAUCACGUCGCGCUGACAGUGUGGGUUUAGAAGGUUGCGGGCUGACAAGUUAACUCCGUCCUCUACCAGAAAGAGGAUGAAACUUCAACGGGCCCGUAAUGUGGCCUUUGCUUCGGGACGCCAUCACUGAGCACUCUCAUUACGGAUUCAGCAACCACAUCACACGUAGCACGCGUAAGCACGUUGUUUAACCCUGUCAGCGCUGCACCGGCGCCAUUUUAUACCCGUUUUAACAUCGUAUUGACGUCAUUGCAAGUUGUUAAAUUUUCAGCUGCUAUCUGAAGUCGACAUUUAAAACGCACUAGGUCAUCAUUCCACUUAUUGGCUUAACUUCAAAAUAACCCACUUUUCUAUCCAGUUACAUUGGAUUCGUGCAAAUACUCGCAGACUAUCGCCUGAACUCCUCCGAAAUUGUUGGCAUGCCCUUUUUCAGGCGAUUUACUUCUUUUAUUUGCACUUUUCUUUGAACUGCCAAAACUGGGUUAGGCGUCCAUUCCAAUCUUAGUGCACCUUGGCCGAUCAAAGCAUGCCAGACGCCUUACAGCAAGCUUAUACAGAACAUGCUUUUUACGAUUGAAAUCAGGGUCUUCAGCAUUCUAAAUCGACAUGAGCUUUAAGUAGCGUGGUUGGCAAGAUUUGUUUGCGAAAUUGUUUGUUCUGGUCGGGUUAGGCUUAGACACAGGGCGUCUUCUAUUUUUAACAACCACAGGGAGACGGAGAGGGCGUAUUGUCGCGUGUUCCUGUUUCGUUGAUACCGUGUUCUUUUCUAUGAUAGCGAGGACUGCCUGACCUAUUUCUCUUCGAGUCUCAUCAUGCGUCCUUGUCACGGGCGUCAUGGAGACCAGCAUUGGCACCUGGACUUCCAGCGUAGAUUCGAUUCCAAUCCUGUGCGAAUGAGGUUUGCUCAGGAUUCUUGCCUCGAGGCUGAACUAAUCUCUCUUACGGUCAGCUUGAAGCCGUGCGCGCCUUCGGUUGCUAUGCAAAAAUGGCACUGGAGUACACUUCAGCACAAGCGAGCCAUUAAGAUGGCCAGGGAGCUACGAGUGCCCUGACCCGCAAUUUCCUAAUACUACUUCACCUUGUCGCUCAUCAUACUUUCAACUGACUCUAGGUCCAACUAACGUUAACCAUUAAUUUCCAAACUUGUGCCAGUUCAUAUGUACAUUAGGUGAUUUUCCCCGGCUUUUUCCGUGAAAUGGCACAGAGCAUGGCAACAGUAAUAAUGAUAGUCUUUGUGCAUAUAUCUUUGUCUAUCUCCUUUUCCAGUACAAUGGACGUUCAACUGUCCUUGUUUCUGUAUAAUGUUGACUUGUUAUUUUUCAUAUUUGUUUUUGGGCGUGUAGGAAGUAGUUAGUGGAGGAGGCGGACAGAAUGACAAAAGCCAAAUAGGUGGUGUGCUUACGCUCAACCCAGUGCCUGCUUGCAGGCUAUAUUUCACGAUCGGGAUCCACGUUCGUUGUCCCCUUCCAAACUAUGACGUACCACGGCAGGAGUACAUGUCAACUGGCAGGGCUCGCCCGUGUCUGUUUACCGAGAUCACUUUUAUCCUUGAGUUGGAAUCGUGUACAACCUGCCGUCCGCUGGCAAAAGCGACGAGUUCUACGUCAUAACUGCAUCCCAUUUUAUUGGUACACGGUCAGCCGGAGACUACUUCAUUUCGUUUAUAUUCUAUUAUGUUGCCGUCAGCCUCAGACAUGUUCUGCUAGAACUCGGCCUUAAAACCUCUGCCUACUAGAUAGGAAGCUGAGAGACUGGCUUCUUUUUUACCCUGCCUCGGCUACAAUUACGUUUAUUUUUCAUCACUUCUUUGACGUAAUUUGAAACGUUUACGACAGUUUCUUGCAUCCGACGAAAACCACACUCUUCUUCCUUCAAGAAAGAUGGCUUGCGUGCAAACUGAGCUAUAAUAAGGAAGGCUUGUACAGCCUUAACAGACUCCAUUGUCAUCUUGUUCCUGUGCAAGUAAGUUAUUGGGCGCCUUAAUUGACCAAAACACUGUCCCCUGUUUACGUUUUUCGCUACACUGCUCGAGUUGAGCGGACUUCGGACAACCCACCGGCCACCGAGUAUUAACACUACCGUCGUACAAAAACGCAUUAAAAGAUACCGCUUUUACAGGCUACAUUAUUCCAGCUGACCCCGGCCUGCCUCAAAAUGCUUUAGUAGGGUAGAUCCCAGAGCCCGGACCAUGUCGCAUUGCGUCCGUCGGCGCUUGACCAUUUAAUCUUUUGUCGACAUUUUCAUACCACGUUUUAUUGUCUUAGAGUCGAAACCAAUUACUUCUUUUUAGGAGCUUUAAAGUUCACGUGGCCGUUAAUUGUUAAAGAUGAAAACAGCAGCGAACGAACGGUAGCUAUCACGCGUUUGACCACGCUGCUGGCUAGAAGUAAAGUCCUGGAGGCAGGUGCAUAAACUUCCAAAUGCGGCCGGGAGAUCGAUGCGCCGGUCGAUAGAAUUAUUAUCACAGUUAUAAGGUUCAGGUUCCCCAUAGCUUGCGAUACUUUUUGAGCCAGCACUUUUCGUCUGUUCUGCGAACUUGGGAGCAUAACUCGCUUCAGUCGUACAGGCAACAAUUUGGGGUGUUUAGUCUCCCCGCCACGGCCAACUCAUGCUCAUAUGUGCGUGGUCCCAGCUCACGUCCGUUGUGAUUUGUAUGCGUGAAAAGACAGCGACUGAAAUACACUAUUGCACCCGAUUGCUCACCGGCAUCUGACUCACCUUGUUCAGCUCCGCACAGUGGCCUCGAACCAGCGUGCUGUCAUCGAUACACUACCUCAGUGACUCGUGCAAACUUGUGAUCGUGGUAUUCGGGAGGCCUCCUGUUAUCACGCUCCAGCAACUAGCAUGGAACUAGCCUUCCGCCCCCUAUUCGCGUUUACUCCCGUUUUUACUCGGUCUGCUUAGCCCGAGACAGUAAAUACCUAGUAUACGCAAUUUCACUUUGAUUGGCACAUUAUGUGAUCUCAUAAGUCGCAUUUUUAGUCACUUAAAAAGCAUACAUGCAUGCGAGAACAGGAUAUUGAGUAAUCAACUUUUGCUGUUUCUUGCAUUGAUUGACCAGGAUAAGGACUAACUAAGGUGACUGGGCUUCAUUGGUGCGAGCCUCUCAUGCGGGGAGUAAGUUGGUUUCCUGCACACGAAGUGCGGUCAUUGCCUACAGCCAUCAUGGCCAUGUCUGGCGUCCUUAUUUGAGGCCCCGUUGCCUCGAGGCUAUUCACCUUCACAGCAAGCGGUUCCAGACGCACUGACCCCCAGCCACUCGACUUAUACAUGCGCGUUUACAGAGUCGCGGCGGCCCAUGCAUCACUUGAACACCCCCUUGGCAAACGCAACACACACCAAUCGGAGACGGCUUGAGCCUGUUCCCCACAAACCUACAAAAGCGGCUGUCACCACUGUCUCACUAACUCUCAAGCAUGGCUGGACGCAGUCCUGCCAUGCUUCGCCGGCGGCUACUGCUGCCUGAUAGGGCAACUGAGGAUGAUGUAUAUAAUAGAUCCCUCAAUCUGGCGGCAUCUGCCUUCCUACAAAUCUGGAUGUGGCGUUCUGAGUGCUCGCACUGCUUAGGCGCUACAUUAUCACUCAGUUUUUGUAUAACUUCUCCUUUCCCUUGCCUUGCAACGCAGGCCUGGAGUUUGGACAAUUAUUAUUGACCACUUUCGUAGCCUAAACUUGAUUUGCCUCUGCAGGACACUUCACUUUCACCAUUGAAUGCUUCUUUCCCUGCAUUUCUUUCAAUCUAGCUCAGAUAAGAGGUAUUUAAGACGCUGUUAGCUGCGUGCUGGUGCUCUCUAGCCGAUGUCGCCUCCGCUGUUACCUUGUUAUGAGGAGAGAUCCAUCUCAAGUCCUAUUAGUAGUUUUACUUUUAUUGCUGCCAACUCUGGGUCCACUCAUUUAUCAGACCAGUUAUUUUGCGCUGGGCUGAACAGUAGUCCAUGUAGAAGACAGUGCUAGUCGAGCCCUGCUCACGAAGUGUUUAAUGUAUUUGUGUUGAUUCACUAAGGAUCGGUCCCCUCGAUGCCACCGUCCUACAGGAGGUCAAGUCAGAGCGCGCGGACGAUAGUCGCUCGGUCAACCGAAAGCCUGGUUAGAUUAUGGCCAGCCAGACAGCAGUUGCGUGGACUGGCUUUAUGGAGGGGCGGCUUCCUGUAGUUCCUGGGUUUGGAGUUGAAUAGUUCCAUCCACCACGUCGCAACAUUAGAUUAAGUAUGAAGGAUUGUACCAGACGGUGAUUAAAGCUUUAUUAAAUGCCAGGCGGCACCAGCUGUGUUAUAACGUUACUACGUUUUGUGAGUUCUCUUUAGGCAAGCAACUUACCUGACCGGCACCCGACCAGGUCGUGGAGCAUCACUGCCGCACGACCCACGAGAGUACUUAUCCCUCAGACCCAAAAGCCAGCUUAUUUCGCAUCUGACUAUCGUCAAACGCCGUUCCGUCCCGCCAUUUGCAGAUGCGUCGGUUGCCCCCCAGCAAAGCUGACUAAGAGGCCCGUCUUUUCAGAAACCAAAACCGGUGAACAGUACAGAAGCGAAGGCCGAAUGGGCUGCGCAGGGGCUACGUAAAAAAUAUCGUGGCGAGACUUUAUCCAGUCUAGUUAUGAGGCCUCGGACCCAUAUACCGUUUUGGCAGUCAUUUAAGAGCCAUGGGACGUGCCCCAAAACGGUAUUCAAGGGUAGACUACAGCAAACGGGACGCUGCCUUACCUCAAGUAAGGGACUUCAGGAGGAACUUUUAGUGGUUAUGGAAUUGCCCCUCCCUAUUCCCCACUGCAGGCUUAACGUUGUAUUGACCGUUUCACAGUUCAGUGACUCCGGUUCCUCACUGGAUCUCAGUUCUCGAACAGAAAGUCCGGGCUUUUAGUCACCAGAAUUUACGCAUUUCAAAAGGGAGGAUUACCACAUUCCGGACAAGCGGCCUGACCGGCUGUCUUUGUCACCAGCCCCGCGCCUUGAUCUCCCAUUGCUUGCACUAGCUGCUGCGCCACCAUUAAUGCCAUUCCCGCUUGAAAGUCCACUUGCUUCUGGAAGCCCCGCUGUUCUGUAACUUGAAUGUCUCCCAAGGACUCGGGUAGUUUCUUCAUCACCUCAGCGCUUCUCACCUCUAGACCACCGAUUUAAGAACCUCAAAUGAGCUGAAAUUCAUGUUCUGACAGCCUUUUUCCUAAGUCAGUUGUCAGGAGCCACAAAUGAGCAUGUGCCAUUACCCGCAGCCGUGAUCAGACUGACUUGUAUGUUCCCGUUAUUGUCUCAGCUAUCGCCACGUGUGCAGAAUUUGAUGUCAAAACAAACGAGCCUACACCCCCAUGCAGGGUUCUUCCGUCAUACCCCAAUUCACUGAAAAACCAGGAUGCUGUAAUUUUGUGCUGACUGCGGCUACGGCACCCUCACCGUUGCGCAAACUGCGCAUAUGGGAGCAUCCAACAGAGCCACAUUGCUACCUAACUUUUUUGUUUUGAUCAUACAGCGAGGACUGCCUGGACGUGGUUUCUGGCACAGCACCCGCCAAAGUCAGUCUAUUUGGUUGCCAUGGUUCCCAGGGCAACCAAUGGUGGGAACUGAAAUUCGUGAGGGCCAAGGAUGUCAAUCCCGUGCAGCUGCAUCACGUCACACACCAACUCUGUUUAGAGGCCGACCCGGUCUCCAUGACCGUCAGCAUGAACGUCUGUUCGCGCACAGCCCUUCAACGGUGGCACUGGGACACCUUGUCGGGGAAAAAGGCGCACUCGAAAUGA
Spirometra erinaceieuropaei is the source of this 12950-nucleotide messenger RNA. Lineage: Eukaryota; Metazoa; Platyhelminthes; Cestoda; Diphyllobothriidea; Diphyllobothriidae. The record is from the annotation of a GenBank genome assembly.